Messenger RNA from Penicillium maclennaniae, 1458 nucleotides. RefSeq names its product flavin-containing monooxygenase. Gene Ontology annotation, molecular function: NADP binding; flavin adenine dinucleotide binding; N,N-dimethylaniline monooxygenase activity. The record is from RefSeq and is a predicted model, not a curated record. The transcript has a single exon. Lineage: Eukaryota; Fungi; Ascomycota; Eurotiomycetes; Eurotiales; Aspergillaceae. The coding region runs from base 1 to 1458 and encodes 485 amino acids.
AUGGAUGAGAAUUUUGACGUAAUUAUCAUCGGGGCUGGGAUUUCCGGCCUCAACGCUGCCUACCGCCUUCAGUCUCAGUUCCCAACGCUUCGAUAUACCAUCCUCGAGGCUCGCGAGAAUCUUGGUGGUACCUGGGAUCUCUUCAAAUACCCCGGAAUCCGCUCUGAUUCGGAUCUGUUCACCUUCGGGUUUGCCUGGCACCCCUGGGAAUCGGAUAACCCGAUCGCUCAUGGCCCCUCCAUUGUCAAGUACCUGGAAGGUGCCGCCGAGAAACAUGGAAUCAAGAAGCACAUCAAGUUCCAACACCACAUGUUAGGCGCUGACUGGUCAUCACCUGAGAGCACCUGGUCCGUGAGCGUCAAGCAUGAUGGCAAAACCAAGUCCAUCUCGGCCCAAUUCCUGGUGUUUGGAACUGGAUACUACGACUACAACACGCCUUUGCAGACCGAAAUUCCGGGCAUUGAACAAUUCCAAGGACAGGUGAUCCAUCCUCAAUUCUGGCCCGAGAAUCUGGAUUAUUCCGACAAGAAAGUGGUGAUCAUCGGCAGCGGUGCAACAGCAAUCACAUUACUUCCUAACCUCGCAGAGAAGGCGAAGGAAGUCACAAUGCUCCAACGCAGCCCAACCUACAUCCUCUCGCUCCCGAACAGAGCAUCUUCCUGGCUAAGCUAUAUCCUUCCUCGAUCCUUGAACAGCCGCUUCCAACGCGCCCGUCACCUCUACACGACGCGUAUUUUCUUCCUCUUUUGUCAAGCUUUCCCCAAUUUCUCCCGCUGGCUCCUUGGCCGCGGAACCACCAAACAACUCCCAAGCCACAUCCCCUAUGACCCGCAUUUCAAGCCACGCUACAAUCCCUGGGAGCAGCGCCUCUGCGUCUGCCCCGACGGCGACUUCUUCAAGUCUCUUCAUGCCGGCCGCGCACACAUCAAAACCGACACAAUCAGUCAAGUGACAACUUCUGGCAUCGAACUAAACUCAGGCUCCAAGCUUGACGCAGAUAUCAUCGUCACGGCCACGGGCCUCCGCCUCCAACUCGCCGGCGGUACCUCGCUCACCAUCGACGGGAACCCCCUUUCAUUUCCCGAUAAAUUCGCUUGGCACGGAAUGAUGCUUCAGGAUUUGCCCAAUGCCGCGUUUUUGCUCGGCUACGUCAAUGCGUCGUGGACGCUCGGCGCAGAUGCCACAUCGCAAUUUGUUUGUCGUUUGCUUCAGACAAUGCGCGAUCGCGGGGUCAAGGCUGCCGUUCCGAGAUUGAAUCCAGUGACUGAUAAAGGGUUGCAGCCUAGAAGGCUGUUAUCGUUGAACUCUACGUAUGUGCUGAAAGCGGAGAAUAGUUUCCCGAAAUCGGCAGAUCGGGCCCCUUGGCUUCCAAGGGAUAACUAUUUCGAUGAUAUGAAGUUUGCGAAGAAUGGGUCGCUUGACGGGUUAGAGUUCCUCGGUGAUAAGAAAGGCCUGUAA